CAACUUGCACGAUGAGUAACCUUUUUCUCUUUCUUUCUCCUUAUAAACAGUUGCAACGAGUGUGGGUGUGGCCACUUAAUCGAUGCGAUGGGACCGACUUUUGGAGAAGGAAAGGUCGGUGCGCUCUCUCAGGCGUAUCAUAGCAUGCGACCCUUUGUUUAUUGAUUGAGCGACAUUCCGUUCCGCUUUUGCCAUACGUGUUCGCAACUUUUAUUUAUGCGGGCAUUUGGGUGUGUGUGUGUGUGUAUCUAUACAUAGAUAAAAAUCAAAAAGUUGCAGAGCUUUUGAGUGUAGUGCCGUUGUCCAUGGCGAAGACUCGGCCGAGAGUCCGGAAGAGGGUCUAUCCCCUUCGUCGUGCUCCUGAUGGAAGCGCCUUCCAGAACUGUGAAUAUUGCGGCGUUUCGGUGGCGAUUGCCAUAGCCGACAUCCACGAGUGCGAGCCCGGGAAAGAUGUGAAGAGAUUCAAAGGUCCAAUCAGAAACCAAGUUGUUAAAGAACAGAGAAUUCAAGACCUACCCAGAUCGCCAUUUUGCUUCUUUAUGGAAGGCUUUGUGGAGAGGUGUGAAGUUAGGAACGGGAUUGAAAUUGAUAGAGAAGGGUUUGAGGCAUGGAGGAACAUGUCACAGAAGGAAAGGCUACCUUAUAUUCUCCAAGCCGAAAAGGUGGAUUUGGCCUACAGGAAUGCUUUGCUUGAAAAGGUUGAAGAUACAUCAUGGGUAGGUGAUGAAGCUGAUUCAGCAGAGGUUGGGAGGUAUGACCAGAAUUAUGAGCCCUAUCCAUGCACUGAAUAUACUUACGACUCUGAUGGCUUUUUAUGCUCCUGGUUUGAAGGCAGUGAGAGCUUUUAUUCCUGAUUGGUUGAAGAUGAUGCCUGAUUGAGGGUUUCAUGUCAAUGUAUUGGACCAGGGGCUCCAGAAAUCUGUUGCUGACUUUCUGAAGGCAAGUCAUUUGGCUAUUGUAAAUUGAGAUUACAGGUUUAGAACUCUUAUCGGUCUUCAGUUUGAUUUUGUUGGAUUCAAAAGGUUCUUUAAUGCAAUUUGAGAUGGGAAGCUUUGUUCUUCAAA
Messenger RNA from Diospyros lotus (date-plum), 1064 nucleotides. RefSeq lists its product as uncharacterized. The transcript is spliced from 7 exons. Bases 306 to 854 code for a protein of 182 amino acids. Lineage: Eukaryota; Viridiplantae; Streptophyta; Magnoliopsida; Ericales; Ebenaceae. The record is from RefSeq and is a predicted model, not a curated record.